CGGAAAUAGGUAAAAAAAGACAAAGAAAUAGCACCGUCGGUAUUUGGGAGGGGAAAACUGUAUUUUAAAAAAAUCGAGCAGGUUUUACCAUUUAUAUACAGCGUACGAUCCACUAAUAUCUGCUUUUAUACCUUUUCAAACGUCAACUUUGUAUGGCGUAGGAGUUAGUUUUAGAAUAAAUUGAACAGAAAAAAAGUCAAGAGAGCCUAAGAUUGAUGCCAUGGAAGUAGUGGAAUGCCUUCGCGGAAAUUAAAUCUGAGCAUUUAACAGCAACAGGUAUAAGAUAUUUAUAUUUUUAGCACCCAAAAUCCAAGGAGCAAGAAUCGGCCUUGUAUCCUGGGGUUAGCACAGACAUUCAACAAACUUCCCCAAAACAGAGUAACUGCAUAAUCCAUUACAGAAGUUUACUGCCACCUAUGGGCGACGGCUCUGUUAUGGAGCACAAGUCGCGGGAUCGAAUCUGACUGCUGCUUGGUCUCCCUCGUCUUCAGGGUUAUUAGCGUUCGCUGUAUCUUUAAGACAUUAUGGCUGCUACCGUGAGGUUUAUUCUGGCCCUUAGUCUCGGCCUCAGCCUGGGCCUGCUUUCGGCUGACGGUAAGGAUACUGACAGUUGUCGGUGCCCUUCACUCUCGGAAGUUACGUUCGCUUCGUUGGAGGAAGAUAUGUGCGCGCUUACUCCUCCUCUGCUCAACCCUCCUAGGGUUAUACAGCUUGAUGAUGUCUUACUGGAGAGAACCUUGGAUUUUCAGCGGUAUAAUAGGGGCUACAUGGCAAUGCUGUUCCAUGCUUCAUGGUGUCCAUUUUCAAAGACGUGUCGAUCCGUGUUUGAUAUUUUAUCAUCAUUAUUUCCCAACAUACAUCACGUAGCCAUUGAGGAGUCAGCUGUUAUGCCUAGUGUGCUUUCAAGGAAUGGAGUUCACAGUUUCCCAUCCCUUUUUCUACAGAACCAGACAUCAAGGGUUCACUAUCAUGGAUCGAAAGAUCUUAAGUCCCUUGUGCUUUUCUAUAAAGAGAUUACAGGUGUUGAGCCCAUCAAUUCUGACUAUCUGGCAAAGGACUAUAGAAGUAGCUUCAGUAGCCACUUUGGUGUUGAUUAUGGUCAAAGCAAAGAAUACUCUCUUCAGCAGGAGCCUUAUUUGAUAUUUGCAUUGCUUUUUCUCACUGCAAGAGUUCUUCUUUAUCUCUUCCCAAAAGUCUUAGUACGGAUCAAGCAUUGCCAGUUUGAGGACUUGUGGCAUCUAAAUUUGGCUCGUUUGGGUGAAAAUGCAUCACCUUUCUUAAAACACGCCCUGCACAUGGUCAAUCUAAAUAGAAUUUGGAGUCGUUUGAAGCGCUCUAAGACGAGGAACUUCCAAGAAGGUGCUAAAAAUGCCAGAGUAUGGGCUUCAUCAUUGGCCUCUGUUUCUCUUGGUAAAGGGUCGGCCAACAGAUCUGGUACUAGCAGUGAAUCUCGAUAAGAUCCAUGAUCAGAGCUUAGAUAUUUUUAUAAUGAAACAUAAAGACAGACAAAAAAGGUGGAUUUAUUUCAGUACCUAAAAAAUGCUCUUUGAAUGAAGUAUCUAUAGAACUGGACAUGAGAAUCUUUAGUUUCUUUCACAUAAUCACAGAUUCAAGUGUCUCUGUAAAUUAGAGACCUGCUUCAAGUAAGAACUUGGAAGUCCAUCAUUAAUGUUCAGAUGAGAUUCUGAUGCCAAGAAUUAUUGCUGUUUUUAACUGCAAUCAUUAGAUUGAUCUGCAAGAACUUUUAAUGAAUGCUUCUUGUGCAUUGCACCUGGUAUCUCUUUCUCAGAGUAUUCGGGUAUGCACGUGUUUUUGCCAUGGUUAAAAUCGUGUGCUCUUCGUUUCAAGUUGUUAAAUUCAGUUUGUCUGAACAAUUUAAACAUGUCAAUACACCAAUUACAAUCUAUCGUAUAAAUCUAAUUUUCUCAACAAUAUAGGCAUAAGGCAAUUCUGCAUGGAGAUUGUCA
Messenger RNA from Cryptomeria japonica (Japanese cedar), 1967 nucleotides. Its product is annotated as 5'-adenylylsulfate reductase-like 5. The coding region runs from base 525 to 1457 and encodes 310 amino acids. The transcript is spliced from 4 exons. Lineage: Eukaryota; Viridiplantae; Streptophyta; Pinopsida; Cupressales; Cupressaceae. The record is from RefSeq and is a predicted model, not a curated record.